Octopus bimaculoides (California two-spot octopus) is the source of this 948-nucleotide messenger RNA. Its product is annotated as cGMP-specific 3',5'-cyclic phosphodiesterase. Gene Ontology annotation, biological process: sodium-independent organic anion transport; transmembrane transport; signal transduction. The record is from RefSeq and is a predicted model, not a curated record. Gene Ontology annotation, molecular function: protein binding; 3',5'-cyclic-nucleotide phosphodiesterase activity. Gene Ontology annotation, cellular component: basolateral plasma membrane. Lineage: Eukaryota; Metazoa; Mollusca; Cephalopoda; Octopoda; Octopodidae.
AUGAAGAAUGUGUUUAUGAACUUGUUGCGGAAGGAUCCUGCCCUCCCCCGUGUGACUGAAAGUGGAAUAACGCAUUCCAGUAAAAUAAAAACCUGUGUGAACUGUCGGUCAGAUGACAACGCUUUCAUGGGAGUUGUAACUUCCUUGAUCGGUAUAUUGCUAGGCUGUACCAUAAUUACUCGAUUGAAACUUGAAAUACGUGGCAUGAUUUUGAUGAAGUUAAUUGCAUAUUGUAUCUGCCUCGGCUUGGAGAUUAUCAUAUCUUUCUUGCGCUGUGAAGCACCCCACUUGAACAAUAAUCCCAUGAACAAUUCUUCCCUAUAUGACAAUAUAACGUCAUUAAUUGAUGACUGUAACUGCGAUGUUCGCCAGUAUUUCCCUAUAUGUGGUUCCGAUCAACAGAAUUAUUUCUCACCAUGCCAUGCUGGAUGUCUAGAAGGAAAUUAUUUUAAUUUCACCAACUGCAAUGGAAUCCCUGGAAUGUCAGCAACGGCUGGUCUAUGUUCCUUUGAAUGUCAAGCCAGAAAUAUAUUUAUAGGACUUUCGACUAUUAAUAACAUCAUAGCUAUGGCGAGUAUUCCAGCUGGUUAUCUUUUAGUUAUAAGUUGUACAUGGAACUGUGAUACAGAAAUGGCAAAUAGUAAUAUUAAAAAACAUAAUCCUAUAUCCAUACUUAGCCCUUCUUGCUUGUAUAACUCGUUCCUUCCUGCGCCGGUUGUAUUUGGACGUGCCAUCGAUGCCGUGUGUAUCCUCUGGGAUAUGAAGUGUAAUGAACGCGGGGCUUGUAAAUUAUAUGAUCUAGAUAACUUAAGACGCGUCGUAUUCUAUCCUAUGGUUGUCGGUCGUUUCAUCUCACUUCUAGCAUUUGCCUUUAUUUUCUAUUUGCAUAACCGGAAACAGAAAAAACUUAACUUAGCGAAAAUCAGCGAGAAAGAAGCCCCGACAUAG